GUACUGACCCUUGGACUUGAUCUCAGAUACUGACUACACUCUGAUAUUGGAGGGAUUGAUGGACAUGUAUAGCUGUGCACUGUUGCAAUUCAAAGGCACCGAACAGCAGCGGAAUCCAGACAUUUGAGUCGAAAAAUAGCAACGCUGGCUCGUACAAAUACCUCUGACGCUGCGAGUUUCCCAAGAGCAUUAUCCUUCUUGAGCGCCAGAACAACUCAUGGCUACGCUUCUCGCAUUUUCUGCGGCCUUGGCCUCCGUCUAUGGCGUCUCGGCGGCGUCCUCUCCUUACGCUUCCGUCACUGCCAGCCAAUGGGCUGCUCUGAACUCAUCCGUCAAUGGUCGACUUGCUACUUCCGUGCCCAUUGCCCAGCCAUGCUUCGAUGCGUACUCUGGGAUAGUUAACUCCAAUACACUGGCCCCCGACUCAGAGGCUUGCUCUGAAGUCCAGUCCUUGUGGACCAAUACGACAUACCGGGUCACGCAAUUCGGAACGUAUGAGCAAAUUUGGAGUGAAAGACUUAACGGGUCUGCUUGUGACCUUGAUGCUCUCGAUCCUACCGACCCCGCGGCGAUGAACCUCACCUGCACUCUGGGAUCCAUCCCACCAUACUAUAUCGACGUAACCUCCCCAGAAGAUAUCCAAGCGGCGUUGACGUUCUCUAACCAAACCGGUGUGCCUAUCGUGAUUAAGAAUACCGGGCAUGACUACCUCGGACGGUCAUCUGCUCCCGGAUCACUGGCUCUGUGGACAAAGAACCUGCUCAACCAAACCUUCUCCGAAGAGUUCGUUCCUGAAGGGUGUAAUGCAAGUGUUGGCCGUGCCCUGACUAAUGGCGCUGGUGUGACAUGGAUCGAAGCUUACAAAGUCGCGGACGCAAAUAACGCCACAGUUGUGGGCGGUGCUUUCCCAACCGUGGGUGCCAGUGGGGGUUGGCUCUUCGGUGGCGGCCAUGGCUUCCUCACUGGAGUCAAUGGGGUAGGAGCAGACUCCUCGUUGCAGUUCAAGGUCGUCACACCGGAUGGCGUAUAUCGCAUUGCGAACGCUUGCCAAAAUGAGGAUCUCUUCUGGGCUUUGCGCGGUGGCGGAUCUGGCUUUGGCGUUGUCCUUGAGAGCACCAUUGCUGCUCACCCAGCUUAUGACAUCAAAAUCGCAGUUAUCGAGAUCCAAAAUAUCACCCUCGAUGCUCAGUUUGAAGUCUUCCGCGUCUUUGCUGGUCUCCGUGAACAACUUGCACAGGAGGGCUGGGGUGGUGCUUUCCUCCCUCAGUACACCGAUGGUACCAUGGCGGUCACCAUGAUUAACCCUACCCUCACCGAUGAGCAGGCUGCUGCGACGUUCGCUCCGGUCAUCGACUACGUCAACUCCAUCAACGGCACGGACGGAAUCCUCGUCACCGCCAACGGCUUUGUUCCAGGCGGAUCUUACCUCUACCUCCAGGAGAACUACAUCUCCACGGUCCCCGUUGGUCUUGGCGCCUUCAUCGGUUCCCGUCUCCUUCCCCUCUCUUCGUUCACCUCCAACUCCUCCCUGGACGAACUCAUCACCGCCAUGAAGUCCGGUCUCGAAAAGGUUGGCCCUGGUGAAUGGCCUCCCAUGGAAAUCCUCAUGGACACGCCUUUGCUCACGCCGGACAGCAACAACGAGACCAGCGUCAACCCGGUCUGGAGGUCCAGUGCGUUUGUGAUGGUCUACGGGGUCAGCUACGAGUAUAAUGCGACGGCUGCGGAUGAGUUGGCGUUGAUGCAGACGGUGCAUGAUGCCUUGGACUAUGUUCGGGCUGUCACCCCCGGAAGCGGGGAGUACAACAACGAGGCGGAUAUUCUCCAAGAGGACUGGCAGGAAGCAUACUGGGGCGUACAAUACCCUGCUCUCCUGGCGAUCAAGCAGAAGUACGACCCGUAUAACCUCCUCACCGGCUGGCAGUACGUCGGUUUCGACAAGGGCAACUCGAUGUUCGACAGAUACAAUAUCUAGACGCUGUCGUCCCCCCUUACUUUCGAUGAUCUGACUCUCAUUACAUGCACUUCAUUCCACGCUCUUUCGCAAUUAUUUAUCGUGUUAUAUAGGGCUCUUACUGUAGGUUUCUAGCUGCGGUAAUUAGUUUGAAAUAUAUUUAUCAAGGUCUUGCCCUGUCAUUCA
Stereum hirsutum FP-91666 SS1 is the source of this 2140-nucleotide messenger RNA. Its product is annotated as FAD-binding domain-containing protein. Gene Ontology annotation, molecular function: oxidoreductase activity; FAD binding. The record is from RefSeq and is a predicted model, not a curated record. The transcript has 11 exons. Bases 218 to 1975 code for a protein of 585 amino acids. Lineage: Eukaryota; Fungi; Basidiomycota; Agaricomycetes; Russulales; Stereaceae.